Sinocyclocheilus grahami is the source of this 740-nucleotide messenger RNA. Its product is annotated as G2/mitotic-specific cyclin-B2-like. Bases 147 to 740 code for a protein of 197 amino acids. The record is from RefSeq and is a predicted model, not a curated record. The transcript has 4 exons. NCBI's taxonomy places the organism in Eukaryota, Metazoa, Chordata, Actinopteri, Cypriniformes, Cyprinidae.
GCCCUUUGUGUUUUACGGCUUGUUUUGAGUUGAGUUGAGUUGAGUUGAGUUGGACAGGGAGCACUAAGCGAAGCUAAACUGUCCUUUUUUAAAAACGUUUUUAAGGUUUUAUUUAAGCAAGGGCCCUCGCAAUUAGCAUAUUCGCCAUGGAAAUUCACGCUUUGCGCAAUGCAAACAACCCUGUUUUUAUCGGUGGCAAAGGCGGCCCUGUAAACGGCGCAGCGAGGAGGGCCGUGUUUGGCGAACUGUCCAACUUCAACGUUACCCACAAACCAGUUCAGACUAAGAAGGUUCAACCCGUGCUGCCUGUAAAACCAAUUGCUGUUGUGCAACCCAAACGUGCCCAGGUACAGCACGAGAUCCCCCAGCCUGCCCCAGCGUUGCCCCCUGCUCAAGCUGAUGUGAGCAUGAAGGAAGAGGAACUCUGUCAAGCCUUUUCCAACACACUCUUUCCAGUCGAAGACAUCGAUGAAGGGGACGCUGACAUGCCACAGCUGUGUCCUGAAUAUGUGAAGGACAUCUAUGCGUAUCUGCGAAGCCUUGAGAGUCAGCAGUCUGUUCGUCCUCUCUACAUGCGUGGCUAUGAUAUCAAUGCGCGGAUGCGCGCGCUCCUGGUUGACUGGCUGAUUCAGGUGCACUCCAGAUUUCAGCUCCUGCAGGAAACCUUGUACAUGACCGUAGCCAUCCUUGAUCGCUUUCUCCAGGUACGAGUUACCCAAAAGUUAAUACAAAAGGAGUAG